Molecule: messenger RNA, 3638 nt
Organism: Chironomus riparius
Lineage: Eukaryota; Metazoa; Arthropoda; Insecta; Diptera; Chironomidae
Source: the annotation of a GenBank genome assembly
UUUAGGUACGGAUAGAUCCAGUCGAUGUUUUGAUACUUUUUCAAGCUGAUGAUUUGAAAUCAUCUGACUGCAUUGUUUGUUAUCUGUGAAAAAUAUUAAUUGUAAUACAAAUUUGAGUGAUAUGUUCCUGUAAUUUAAAUACGUAGAACGUAAAAAGUGAAAGGUUGAAUUAAAUUUUAAUUUGUUGAGUAGGUUUUCUUUGUCUCAAACAGCUGUUUAAUUCGUCAUUUAAGAUAAUAAAUUUAAGGCAACAAAACUGGAGAUGCUUGCUUCGUCCGUAGGAAGUAAUAACAAUGAUCCAGAGACGAUACCAAUUACAAAUCCAAAUCGACAAAAUUCAUCAGUUGUCAGGCGAUUAACGAACAUUUUCAGAACUAGACAGCAGCAAGAUACAGUUGAGAAUGAAGGAUAUGUCGAAUUUGGAGGAAUUAGCAAUCAAGAUAAUGGAAAUACAAAUAGUUCAGGCCAACAGAGGACAUUGGGAACAUUUAGUGGGUGUUUUGCUCCAGUUUCAUUAUCAAUGUUUUCAGCACUAGUCUUUAUUCGUGUUGGAUUUCUCGUUGGAAACGCCGGACUUUAUGUGACCUUGUUACAAUUUGGUAUAGCUUACGUCAUUCUCUUCUUCACUGUAUGUUCAGUUUGUGCUAUCUCAACGAACGGUGCAAUUCAAGGCGGUGGUGUUUAUUUUAUGAUAUCAAGAACUCUCGGACCAGAAUUUGGUGGUGCUAUUGGAAGCUUAUUCUUCCUAGCAAAUGUUGUUGGCUCUGGUUUGGCAAUAACUGGAUGUGUUGAAGGAUUAAUUCAGAAUCUUGGCAAAAAUGGACUUUUACUUCCAGAGAAUUCGCUAGGCUUACUAGAAGAUGGUCAUUGGUAUCGAUUUGGAUAUUGUACAAUUGUCAACACAUUAAUCCUCAUCGUAGUGCUAAUUGGUGCUCAAAUGUUUGCCAAAACUUCAGCAUUCAUUCUGGGAAUUGUUGUUGUCUGUCUGUUCUCAACAUACGUAAGUUUCAUCACAAAAGGAGAAAUGAAUGUGACAAUACCGCCUGAAAAUACUCUAUUAAAUCGGACGGAAUUUCCAGAUGGUCUUGUUUAUACUGGACUUUCUAUGAAGACAUUACAAGACAAUUUGUAUCCUAGUUAUGGACAAGAUUACACAUCAGGUGGAAGUUAUGUUAAUUUUGCUAUUGUCUUUGGUGUGCUGUUUUCAGGUGUAACUGGAAUUAUGGCAGGCGCAAACAUGUCAGGAGAAUUAAAAAAUCCAUCAAAAUCGAUUCCAAGAGGCACACUCUCAGCUGUCGUAUUCACAUUCUUCUGUUAUAUGGCGCUGUCAUUGUUGAUUGCUGCAACGUCACCGUCGAUUUUAUUGAGAAACAACUUCCUCUAUCUCGUACCCGUAAACAUAUUUCCAGUAUUUGUUUCGGUUGGAAUCUUGACAGCGACAUUUUCGACAGCCUUAAGCAAUUUAAUUGGCAGUUCACGUGUUUUGGAAGCGCUCGCAAAAGACCAGGUUUACGGAUCAUUUUUCAAUUUUAUUGUUAAAGGCACACAUAAUGGAAAUCCAAUAUUGGCUGUAAUUACAAGUUGGGUGCUUGUAGAAGCGAUUCUAUUAAUCGGAAGUUUAAACACGAUUGCACAAAUUAAUUCUGUGUUGUUUAUGUUGAGCUAUUUGGCAACAAAUCUCGCCUGUUUGGGAAUUGAAAUAACAGGCGCAAUUAACUUUAGACCAACAUUUAAAUAUUUCACAUGGCAUACAGCAUUCGUUGGACUUGUUGGAACUCUGAUAAUGAUGUUUGUCAUCAAUCCAAUUUAUGCGUCAUUAAGUGUAAUUUUGUGUCUGAUUCUCGUCAUUGCUCUACAUUUAUUUUCGCCUGCUGCUCAAGGCGCACAAUGGGGUUCAAUUUCUCAAGCUUUAAUGUUCCAUCAAGUACGCAAAUAUCUACUUAUGUUGGAUUCAAGAAAGGAUCAUGUUAAAUAUUGGCGUCCUCAAAUGCUUCUUCUUGUGUCAUCACCACGCUCAUGCUGUCCAUUAAUUCAUUUUGUUAAUGAUAUGAAGAAGGGUGGCUUGUAUGUAGUUGGUCAUGUAAAAGUUGGUGAAUUUAAGGACAAUGAAGUUGAUCCAAUAGUUGAUGAAUAUUCACAAUGGCUGUCAUUAAUUGAUCAUAUGAAAGUUAAGGCAUUUGUGGAACUGACAUUGUCUAAGACUGUUCGCGAAGGAAUUCAGCACUUGACGAGAAUAUCAGGAAUGGCUGCAAUGAAGCCAAAUACAAUAAUUUUAGGAUUUUACGAUGAAGAAGCUUGCGUUGACUUUUUUGAUGAUGACGGUUCCCCAUAUCAGACUAAUAAAUUUUCUAGUUCCAAUACUGGUGUUCUAUUUCCAUUCCGUAAGAAGAAUGAAAUUAAGUCACUCAGUCCUGAAGAAUAUGUUAGCAUUGUCGGCGAUAUUUUGAGAAUGAAGAAGAAUGUCUGUUUGUGUAGACAUUUCCAUAGACUUAAUAAGAAGACAAUUGCCACAUCAAAUCAUAUUAAAUAUAUUGACUUAUGGCCAAUUAAUAUUUUUGAUCCAUCAAAUGAGAAUCCAUUCGAUAUGGCUUCACAAUUUAUGAUGCAACUUGCUUGUAUCAUUAACAUGCUACCUGUCUGGAAGAAUCUACAAUUAAGAGUCUUCUUAUGUGAAACUGGUGAUAAUGAACAACAACCGUUUGAACGACCUGCAGAAUUUCGAUUAAGUCAAUUACUUGGACAAUUGAGAAUCCCGGCAACAAUUCAUCAAAUUCCUGAAUGGAAAAAUAGCUCUGAAACGCCUAGAAAUCGUACACUUUUAAGGAACCUGACACGUAAUUCGGAAAAUGACACGUCACCAAUGACUGAAGAGAAUCUCAAUAGAAUGAAACUUUACAUGCAACGCAUCAAUCAAAUAAUCCGUGAUCAUUCAAACUCAACUGCUGUAACAUUCAUGUAUCUUCCACCUCCGCCAAAUAUCUCGAUGAAUUUCAGAACAAAGUGUGUUAAUUAUUUGGAUCUCUUGAGUGAAUUAACAUACGAUUUACCUCCAACCCUUCUCGUGCAUGGCUUAAGCACUGUGACAAAUACGUCAUUAUAAGCAGUGAUGAUUAUUUUAUGAUAGCACCAUGACCACAAUGAUUCGUAAAGUAUUUCUUCCUUUAACAAAGAUUAUCUCUCAUUUUUUACACAUUUAUUCCUAUUUAAUAAUAAAUUAGUGCUUAUUUACACUAUAAAUUUAAAUCAAUUAUAUUAGCAAGAUUAAUGAUGAAGCUGAACACAAGCAAAACAAAUUAAUUAAUUAAUUAACAUUUUAUUGAUCUUUUGUGUCUACUUUUAAUAAUGAAACGAUGAAUUUAGUAGAAAUUGUUGCAAUUAUCGACGUAUAGAACAAAAGAAGAUUGAGAUUUAUGAUGAAUUUAUAUAUUUUUAUGAGAUGUUGUGAAAACCUGUAGAACAGAUAUCGGAUGUACGAUAAUAUUUCACUUACUUUUUAAAUUCACAAAAAACAACUAUUUUGAUAUGAAAACCUGAACGUAAAUUGAAAUUUGUACAUUUACAUUCCUAUACAUUAUCAUCUAUGAUGUUAUACUAAAAGAUCAAUUAAUAAACAUAUUUAUUCAUGUGAUUGCAAUGAC